AUGGCGCCGCGCCGGUCGCGCCGCGUGCCCGCGGCCGUGCUCCGCCCGCGCCACAGGCCGGCGGCGGCGGAGGAGCGCGGCAUGGAGGAGCCGCGGGGGCGCCGGACGAGCAGUGGGGGCGGGAACGCCGGCGCGCGCGCUCAGUUUGGAAACUCCGAAACCCGGCGGGAUCCCGAUAUUUUCCCCGGGCUGGAGACCCACGCGGAAUUCCUCCACGGGCUGCAUUUCCCUUGCGUUUGGAAGCCCAUCGAGCGGGGGAGCUCCACCCGACCCCUGCGAUUUCCCCGGAGCCGCUCCUCCCCUAUCCUUGGGUCCGGGCGUCUCUUCCCCGAGGCGACGCAGAGCGCCGCUCCUCACCUCGCUCGUCUUCUCGCCCCGUCGUUGCGGAUCUCCCCUUCCGCCGUCACCUCGGCUACCACCUCCGCGGCGUGUCCUCGUCGCCUCGGCUGCGACGGCCUCCACCCGACUCUCUGCAGAGCCUGCGCCUGCGCAAAUUGGAAGGGUGGCCUUCGUCAAGGCGCCAUCGCCAUCGUCAAGGCUGCACCAAUGGCUGCAAUAUGUAGGAUUUGGCAGAAGCAACACAUGAUCAGAGAAAAGUGAAGUGGCCUUCAUCAUUAGCAUCUGAGAAAUGUUCAUGAUCUUAGCUAGAUUUUGUUGCUCCUGUCUGACAAUUUUUAUAUACAUGCUCUUACAGUUUGUCCAUUUUUUAUGCUACUGGCAUCUAUGUAAUAUAUUGGUGUGUGAGCUGGAGGACUAUAAUUUAAAUAUUGGUGCAGAUUUUAGCUUUCAGUAGGCAGAUUACUUGUUUAUUUGGAGGUUCAGAAUAUUAGUCAUGUGCAAUUUACAGCUUACAAUGAGAAGCUUAUAAUCAAUAGUAAUAUUAGGUA
Panicum virgatum (switchgrass) is the source of this 887-nucleotide messenger RNA. RefSeq lists its product as uncharacterized. The record is from RefSeq and is a predicted model, not a curated record. The transcript is spliced from 4 exons. The coding region runs from base 1 to 600 and encodes 199 amino acids. Lineage: Eukaryota; Viridiplantae; Streptophyta; Magnoliopsida; Poales; Poaceae.